AGAUGUGGUCAACAAAAAAUACAGUUCGACACAUUCGACAGUACAUUUGACGUUUACUUUUUUUAUUUAUGUAUUUGUUCUCCAUGCAUUAAGUUUAUUGCUGGAGAAAAUUACAUCUGUGUCCUUUGGUAAAUUAUAUACAGCCGGAAGUAUACAGAUGUAAAAGUUCGCAAAACUUUUAAUAAAAUGAUACUUAAAGCAAUAAUUUUUUUGUGUGUGAUAUUUAGUUUAAGUGAAACAUUAAGUAUAAGAAGUGCAGAAUAUGAGAAAUUCCUGGAAAAUCCAAGAUACCAAAACUACGAUGAGCUCACCAAUCUCUUCAAAAAGCUGGAAUCCGAACAUCCUGACUUGGUAAAAUUAAGAUCUGUGGGAAAAUCUGUAAGAAAUAGGGAUUUGUGGGCUUUAGAAAUAAAUUCUAAUGUCCAAAACAGGACAUUGUUAACACCAAUGUUUAAAUAUGUUGCUAAUAUGCAUGGGGAUGAAGCCAUAGGAAGACAGUUGAUGAUUUACCUGGCUCUCUAUUUAAUUCACAAUUAUGGCACUAAUGAUAGGGUGACCAGAUUGGUUAAUUCAACUGAUAUUUAUUUAAUGCCUUCAAUGAACCCUGAUGGUUAUGAAAAUUCAGAAGAGGGCAGAUGUGAAUCUAAAAAACAAUAUGUUGGAAGAGAAAAUGAAAAUAGUGUUGAUUUAAAUAGAGAUUUUCCAGAUCAGUUUGAUGCUACAAAAGCAGGAACAAUUCUGUCUGGUAGGCAGCCUGAAACGAUAGCUAUGAUGACUUGGAUUAUUUCCAGACCAUUUGUUUUAUCUGGAAAUUUGCACGGAGGUGCAGUAGUAGCUAGCUAUCCGUAUGAUGAUUCUAACUCUGGUCGAAGAUGCUGUGUAGAGAGUAGAUCACCAGAUAAUAAUAUUUUCAAAACGUUAGCAUUAAACUACGCUCAAUCGAAUCCUGUGAUGAAAAAGGGUAAUGCUUGUAAAGACGAUACAUUUGAUCAGGGCAUCACAAAUGGUGCUUUUUGGUAUGAAGUGAGAGGUGGCAUGCAAGACUUCAACUACGUUCACUCCAACUGUUUCGAAGUAACUUUUGAACUGAGUUGCUGUAAAUUUCCGUUAGCCAAAACUCUACCUCAGGAAUGGGCAAACAACAAGGAAGCCCUACUAACUUUCAUGGAGUCAACACAUUGGGGCGCUAAGGGAUUGGUUAGAAACGAAAACGGUGACGCCGUUUUGGACGCCGACGUAGUGGUUGUGGGUAUUACACAUAACGUCACUACAUCCAACCGUGGAGAAUAUUGGAGGUUGCUUCUACCCGGACGUUAUCAGAUGUAUGCAGUAGCUUUUGGAUAUCAACCAUCGGAGACGGUGAAUGUGACAGUUGAAGAAGGAAAAACUGUGAUACAACAUUUUGAAUUAAAAUUACACACUCCACAAUCAGAUAAUUAUAUGAGUCCAGAUACUGUUAACAGCACAUCUGACAAAUAUGGUUUUAUGAUACCGGAUGAUAAAAUCUUCAAACAUCACCAUUACGACGAGAUGAUUAAAUUUAUGGAAAGUUAUAAUAAUACUUACAGCUCCUUUACUAGGAUGCAUUCCAUAGGAAAAACUGUUCAAGGAAGAGAUCUUAUGGUAUUCGUGAUUGGAAAUACACCAGAUCAUCACGUGGCCGGAAAACCAGAAUUUAAAUAUAUUGCCAAUAUUCAUGGAAAUGAAGUAGUUGGUAGGGAACUGUUAUUAUAUUUAAUAAAAUAUAUAUGUGAAAGAUAUGGCGCCGAUGAAAGGAUUACGAAAUUAGUAAAUACUACAAGAAUUCACAUUCUACCCAGUAUGAAUCCUGAUGGUUAUGAAAUAGCAAAAGAAGGUGAUGGAUCUAGUUUGGUAGGUAGAAACAAUGCUAACGAUUUUGACUUAAACAGAAACUUCCCGGAUCAAUAUGGCGAAAAUCAGUAUAACAGAGACCCUCAACCGGAAACAAAAGCUGUGAUGAACUGGGUCCUAUCUGAGCCAUUUGUAUUAUCUGCCAACCUUCACAAUGGCGCCCUUGUGGCAAAUUAUCCGUUUGAUGAUACUCCCAAUAAUACAGCUUUAGAAAAUGUUUCUCCCGAUGAUAAGUUAUUCAAACAUCUAGCUUCAACGUAUGCAAACGCUCACAAAACCAUGCAUAACGGUGUCGCAUGUCCUAUGUUCCCGAACGAGACAUUUACAGGAGGUAUCACAAAUGGAGCAAAAUGGUACUCAAUCACGGGUGGUAUGCAAGAUUGGAACUAUUUAGUGGCUGGAUGUAUGGAAGUUACUUUGGAAAUAGGUUGUUAUAAGUAUCCACAUGCUAAAGAUAUGCCGCAAUAUUGGUUGGACAAUAAAGAAGCUUUGCUGUCUUAUAUGGAAGAGGUUCAUAAAGGCGUAUCAGGUUAUGUGACCAGUACAAUUGGAAAUGCGAUCGAACAUGCGGAAAUUAUAGUGGAAGGUAUAGAUCACGUUGUUAAAUCCUCUAAGUUUGGAGAUUAUUGGAGGUUGUUGUUGCCAGGAAAAUAUAAUUUAACAGUUGCAGCAAGAGGAUAUGAAAGUUAUACAUCUGAAAUAGUUGUGCCAGAGAGUGGUUAUGUUCAGUACAAUGCUACUUUAAUGAAAGAUGACCCUUCGCAUUGGGCAAGCGGAUACGAUUUCGGUAUCCUCGAAAACCAGUUCCAGCCAAAAUAUCAUACAAGCCAAGAAAUAAAUGAAAUAUUAGCAGGUAUGGAAAACCGAUAUCCGGAAGUUGCAUCGUUCCAAGGGGGAGAUAAUUUAAUUUCUAUUUCCAUACAUUCACUGAAAAUCUCAAAAGAAGUUGAAAAUUAUAACGAAAACAAAUUCCAUAUAGCCGUAGUAGGAAAUUUGUUUGCAACUCAACCUAUCGGCAGAGAACUAAAUGUUUAUUUAGCAAGGCACUUGUUAGAAGGAAACCGAUUCCACGAUGUAUUAAUAGAAAAAAUCCUAUCAAAUGCUGUGAUACAUAUCAUACCUGUUAUCGACAAAGCGUUCGAGAAAAUUUGGGGUGUUUAUGAUAGAGAAUCUCUAGGAGUCACUAAACCAGAUAAAUUUUUAUGUAAUGAUAUUUCUGCAGAUUUUAGGCAAGUCGGUGAGCAGUUAUUGAAUUUUAAGGGAAGGGACAGCAACAAUCAAGAUACUAAGAGCGUUGCUAAUGCCUUUAAACACUUCUUAUUAGAAGAAAAAGUUGAUUUGGUGUUAAAUAUAGAGGGAGGUUCUAGUGGACUUUUGUAUCCGACUACUCAAGAUCAAGUACAAAUAUACAAGUCUUUAGCGAAUCAAUAUACGUCAAGUUUAAAAGUACCCAGAAAUUGCAUAUCUACUAAUAAAGGAACUGAUGCCUUACUAACCGAAUUUCUCUACCACGAGUACGGCAUUCCUAUGUUAACUGCGAAAGUUAGUUGCUGUGACUAUCCCUUUAUUGCCAAUAUUCCGUUUGUAUGGAGAGACUCUUUGGAACCUCUUAUGAGGGUUCUUUCUUCUACACUAACAGGAGUGAAAGGUGUCGUAGAAAAUAAAGGAGGAGAACCAAUGAGGAAUGCAUCCAUAAAAUUAGCAGGGGUUUCUCAAUUCUACGAAGUUUCGAAAAACAAUGCCACAUUUAAAAUGAUUUUACCGAAAGGAAAUUAUACUCUGGAAGUAUCUUGCCAUGGAUAUGAACCACAAAACAUAUCGGUUUCUGUUGCCGAUCAAAAUAUUACUGUUCUUAAAGUUGUGCUGGAGACCCUCAAACAACUAGCUGCAAACCAACAAGCCACGGAGUCAGCAAAUAAAGAAAUUCUUGAUGUACAUUUAGAUGAGAGUUUGCACCAACCGUUUACUGGAAACGUUGCCACUGGCAUACGAGGCUACGUUUCGGAUUAUUCCAACCAUCCUGUAGUUAAGGCAAAAAUAACCAUACCUGAGAAAAAUUUAACGGUUUCUGUUGAUGAAUCUGGAAAAUAUGGAAUUCCUUUACCAGCUGGUAACUACACCGUUAGAUUUGACGCUUUAGGCUUUUACCCGGACGUAAAAUUAGUAGGUAUAAGCGCUGCUAGCAAUUUGCCAACAGUUGUAAUGGUUAAGUUAAAGGUUAAUUCAACUUUCUAUGGAAUUCCACGCUUGGCUUUUGUUUUCAUAUUAGGUUUUGUUGGUAUCGUGAUAUUGAUGUUAGGACUGGCAUGUUACAAAUCUUGCAAAAGGAAAAAUGAUUAUGGACCAAUUUCCCAGCAUAGUUUUUAUGAAGAUUUUAAAUAUGAUUUGAGAGAUGAAUCCAAAGAAGACGAAAUAUUUAGGACACCUCUAAAAAAACCAAUAUUGAGACCGUACUACGACGAAGAUGAAGAAAGCGAAGCAGAAGAAGAGGUGCAGGAUAAACGAUAUUCACUAGAUGAUAAUUAUGUUGACACCGAUGAUGAAGUAGUACUUUUACAGCAUCCUUAGUUUUUAAAACGAAAGACACAUACCAGUGUGAUAGGAUUAAUUGUAAACGCUAGAUUUGUGUGUAAAUAUUUUUUAAAAUUCAAAAGUUUUUAUCGCAAAGUGUAGACGUACUGAAAUACUAAUAGGUACUAAUAUAUAAAGUAUAUGCAGUAACCAAGGCUGGAUAAACUUAAAUAUGUCGAAUAUACUAAAGAGCAA
Diabrotica virgifera virgifera (western corn rootworm) is the source of this 4638-nucleotide messenger RNA. RefSeq names its product carboxypeptidase D (gene svr). Gene Ontology annotation, molecular function: zinc ion binding; metallocarboxypeptidase activity. The coding region runs from base 187 to 4440 and encodes 1417 amino acids. The transcript is spliced from 19 exons. The record is from RefSeq and is a predicted model, not a curated record. NCBI's taxonomy places the organism in Eukaryota, Metazoa, Arthropoda, Insecta, Coleoptera, Chrysomelidae. Gene Ontology annotation, biological process: proteolysis.